UCCAGAGGAAACCAAGUCAUCAGCAGGAACUGGUGGUGGCGAGAAACUGAGAGAAGGGAAGUAAAGAGACAGCAGCUCAGCGGGAGAUUGCAGAAGUUCUCACAAUGAAGCUUGGUUUUCUGAACCUGGUCUUGUUCCUGAUUUCUGUGCAACUUUUGAAUUACUGUUGGAGUGAGAACAGGCAACAGCAGCAAGUGUCUGCUCUUACUGUGCUGGAACACACUGAAGAAAAUGUUGGUGAGAGUAAAGAGGAAGCAACAGUGGAGGAUGAUCUGGACCCUGAGGACAUGGAGGUCUUUUAUCCAACCAAUGAUUGGCAGGUAGUUAAACCAGGUCAGGCAAUUCCUGCAGGGCUACAUGUUAGGUUAAACUUGGAAACUGGAAAGAAUGAGGCAAAGAUACCAGAUGGUGAGACUGGGAAGACUGGUUUGAAGUACUGGAAGCAAGGAACCAGACAUGGAAUGGUUAAUCUAGAUUCUAAAUCCUUCACCGCCGAGGAGUUGAAAAAGGCUUUGAAGUUAAUGAAACUAGAAAGCAAUACACAGACUGAGGAGGGUCAUCAGGAGAAGCUCCGUGAGACAUUCCGCCCAAUCAAAGAACUGAUGGCAGAUUUUGAAGCCAUGAAUGUGGUAAUGGAGACUGAUAUGGAAAUAAUCAAUAAACUUGUCAGCAAAUUCAACAGCUCCGGUGCGACACUGGAGGAUAAGGUUGCUGCUCUAUACGACCUGGAAUACUAUGUCCAUCAGGUGGACAAUGCCCAACAUCUGAUGUCCAUUGGGGGGUUGCAACUUGUGAUCAAGGCACUAAACGCCACCGAACCCCGUAUUCAGGAGCAUGCUGCCUUUGUGCUGGGAUCUGCACUCUCUGGCAACCCAAAAGUUCAGAUUGAGGCGAUAGAAGCUGGGGCUUUACAGAAAUUGUUGAUAUUGUUGGCAACGGAUCAACCAGUGGCAAUGAAGAAAAAGGUAUGGAUAAAGAAAAUUUCCAAUUUUCAGCUAAAGGCCCUCUUUGCAUUCUCAUCAUUGUUGCGCCAUUUUCCAUUUGCUCAGCAACAGUUUUUGAAACUUGGAGGCCUGCAGAUACUUGGGCAGCUGUUUCAGGCAAAGGGAAUGGAGUCUCUGCGUCUUCGAAUCAUGACUUUGCUCUAUGACAUGGUCAUGGAGAAGAAACUUAUCCAAGGGACACAAGAUGAUAGUGUUCAACACCAGGAGAAAUGUCGUCAAUAUGAUGAGCUUAAUUUGCUGCCUCUUAUGCUGGAACAGGACUGGUGCACGAUGGUUCCCAAGCUCUUGACAUCCAGUGAACAUGACACAAGAGAAAAAGUUUUACGGACCAUGAACCUUAUGAUCUCAUCCUGUAGGAGCGAGUACCAGGCUAUACAGGGCCUGAGUUCCUUGCUGGACAUGCUCCAAUCAGAGUAUGAGGGACUGGCUGCUGAAGAACAGAAAGAGGGUGAGACAGAUGGUUACUUCCUGGGACUCUUAAACUCUGCCAAUGACAUCAUUAAACAGCUGAAAUAAUAGGUGCAAGAAACAUCUGGAACCCAUUUCAAUGUGAACUUUUUUAAACAUUGAAUUUGUGACAAUACAUUAUUGCGAAAGAAUUUGCAGUAAAUUCAAACCAACGGGAAAUUCACCUGUUUCCUAUCUUUGGAAUAUAUUGCAAUGCCUUGAUGAAGUGUGAAAAUAACAUGGUUGGGUUAGUAAAGCCCUUUGUUAUCCAAGUUGCUCUGUUCACCUGUCUUUAAGAAGUUUAUGCACUUUAUGCAUAUUUAUUUGUUUUUGCUUUUCCUGAAAAAUGGAGUAAACUUGACGUUUAUGAACCUGGUUAGGCAUCAAUAGAUUUUUGAAGCUGCUUCCAUUUGCAUUUGGGUUUGAAUAUUCAAUUCACUACCAUCAAAUUUUCUUUUGUGGGGUCAGCAAAUAUCCGUGCCAGACAUGUCAUAGAUAUCUAGUUCAUUCAGGGGUCUUCCUGUUGAUCUUACUCAUUAUUGCUGUUCAGUAAAUAUUGUUCCUGAUUUGGAUCAGGAAUGCAGAGCUAGCAAAUGGGUGACAACUUUAAAAUGAAGACUUAGUGUCUAGUUACACUGAACUGUAACAUUUAGAAAAGUUUUGAAGUGUUUAAUACAUGUUUUAAGAACAUAUGGAACAUUUUUUAUUUAAAUUCUUCCAAACUUAUUUGCCUUUAAAAAUGCCUGUCUACUAAAAUUUCACAAUGACUUUCAUAAUUGGUGGAAAUGUUUAGGGUACAUCUUUCA
This is a messenger RNA of Hemiscyllium ocellatum (epaulette shark), 2257 nucleotides long. RefSeq names its product SIL1 nucleotide exchange factor (gene sil1). The coding region runs from base 105 to 1520 and encodes 471 amino acids. NCBI's taxonomy places the organism in Eukaryota, Metazoa, Chordata, Chondrichthyes, Orectolobiformes, Hemiscylliidae. The transcript is spliced from 10 exons. The record is from RefSeq and is a predicted model, not a curated record.